AUGUGUCCACCUACUAGUGAACUACAUAUUGAUAUCAUUUGUCCAUCAACUGGAGAAAAGCUUGGUAAAUGUGCAUUAUCUACUGCUGAAGAUGUAAAUCUGGCGGUCGCAAAGGGUCAAGAAGCUUUUCAACAAUGGCGACAGACCACGAUCAAGACCCGAGCGGCUCUAAUGUUUGAACUGCAUAAACUUAUGCUGGAAUUUCAAGAUCAACUAGCAACUAUUGUGGUACAAGAAAAUGGCAAGAAUCAAACCGAGGCACUUGCUAGUGUUCGAAAAGCCAUUGAAUCGGUAGAAUAUGCUUGCAGUUUACCUCAAUUGGUUCAAGGACGUACUUUACAAGUUUCACGUGGUAUUACAUGCCAUGAAGUGCGUGAUCCACUUGGUGUUGUGGCCUGUAUUACGCCCUUUAAUUUUCCUAUAAUGGUACCAAUGUGGACAAUUGCUAUUGCGUUAACAAUGGGUAAUUGUGUCAUUGUAAAACCGUCAGAGAAGACACCAUUGGCGAUAAGACGUGUGGCGGAGCUUUCGAUAAAUGCAGGGUUUCCACCUGGAGUAUUUCAGAUUAUCAACGGAACAGCGGAUCCAGUGAACAGCUUGUGUGACCAUCCUGGUAUUGCCGCUGUUACGUUUGUUGGUUCAAGUCGUGUAGCGCAGCUCGUUUCUCGUCGUUGCCGAGCACUUGACAAGCGUGUGCUUGCACUAGGUGGAGCGAAGAAUCACUUGGUGGCACUACCAGAUGCGGACAUUGAAGUCGCGUCCAGGGACAUUGUCGCAUCGUAUGCAGGCUGUGCUGGACAGCGUUGCAUGGCAGCGUCAGUUUUAUUGCUCGUGGGAGACUGCUCGGCACUUCUUGAUAGGAUCGUCGAAAAGUCCAAGGAGCUAACCCGUGGGACGAAAGCUGGUGAGGUUGGCGCUCUCAUUGAUGAUAUGUCGAAGACACGUGUGCUGUCGUACAUCAAUGAUGCGGAGGCUGCCGGUGUAAAGAUACUAGUGGACGGUCGAUCGUGGUCGAACGUGUCUGAAGGAUUUUGGGUGGGUCCAACUGUGCUACUACAUACGAAUGCAAAGGACCCUGCAAUGACCGACGAGAUUUUUGGUCCCGUGCUUUCUGUACAUCGUGUGAGCUCUUUCGACGAGGCGCUUGCGAUCGAGAAUAGUAAUGAAUACGGGAAUGCCGCGGCCGUCUAUACGUCGAAUGGAGCUUAUGCUGAAUAUUUCCAGACACGUUUCCGUGCUGGAAUGAUUGGGAUCAACAUUGGGAUUCCCGUGCCGCGCGAGCCCUUUAGUUUUGGUGGCAUGUACGGCACAAAGAGCAAGUACGGUGACAUGGACAUCACGGGUGACGGUUGCGUGGAAUUUUUUUCUACGAGACGCAAGAUCACUUCCAAGUGGACCACAGACAUUGACACGAGUGACGCUGCCAACUUUAGCUGUCAGCUAUAA
Peronospora belbahrii is the source of this 1446-nucleotide messenger RNA. The record is from the annotation of a GenBank genome assembly. Lineage: Eukaryota; Oomycota; Peronosporomycetes; Peronosporales; Peronosporaceae.